Molecule: messenger RNA, 2089 nt
Organism: Porites lobata
Lineage: Eukaryota; Metazoa; Cnidaria; Anthozoa; Scleractinia; Poritidae
Source: the annotation of a GenBank genome assembly
CAUGAUAACGAGGCAUCAAGGGCCGCCAAGCUCAUAACAACUAUGGCGUCCUUUCAGAACAACAUUGUUUACGGUCCUUCGUUUUUCACUGAGGAUGAUAUUCCUGGCAGUUCGUUGGAUGGAAGAAAUCCGAAUCGAUUGAAAAAUUCCGAAUUAAAGUUUUGGUUGAAGUGUCGUGGCGAUUCGUGUAAAGGAUUGUCAACCAAAGCUCAAAUUUGUAAGCGGUAAGUUUCAAGACCAAACAACAAGCUUAGCGUCGUUGCUAUGGCUAGAGUCUCAAAUAUUUCCAUUAUUUUACAGGGUAAACGAGUACUUGGAGGCAAACAUUACCCACCUCCUUGUUGAUCCGGACGAAAAUGUCAUUUAUACCAGGCGUAAAAGACGACUUCUCGGUGGUCAGGAUAAUUCUACUAAUCCAAACUUACCUCCGGUCGACGAGCCACCUCACAACACAAAGAAGGUAGCUUUUCCUGCAAAUGGCUGGGGAACGUCUCUGGAAAAAAGUCCACUGUUUACCCGUGCAGAAAUGGAUCGUCAUAUUUCCAAAUCAGGGAAAAAGCACAAUAACAGCGCAGAUAAUCACACGUUGCCCACAGGACUGCGGAAAGCGAAGGGUUUUCUUGCUGAUGAAUACCUUCAUGACAUACAAACCUAUCACGAUGAAAGGUAUUUCUAUUAUCGCGCCAAGUGUUUUCACAGUUUCAAAACUCGUGAAGAGCCACAUAAAUUGAAACUUGCACUUUGUAUUGUUUCUGGAGAAGUCGAGCAUGCAUAUUGUGGGCCAAGUUGUGCAGCUGGAAAGUCAGGAUUCUGCAACCAUGUCCUGGCUUUCAUGAUGAAAGUAUGUAAAUACUCAUUGUUUAACUGUAAGGAUGUUCGGGACCUGAGAGAUGAAGAAGAUGAAAACCCGAGCACAGCAUGUACUUCUGCCUUGCAGAGCUGGCACCGAUCAAGACUUGACGGGAUCCAUGCCCAGCCUGUUAUGGAAGUAGUGAUUUCCAAUCCAGUAAACAGUGCUGAUAAAAACAAGAAGACUGGGGUGACUUGCCUACUAAGCGAAGCAAGGAGAGGAGAAAGUGACACUAAUGGAAAACUUAAAAAUUUAAUUGAAUCUCUUGAGCAGCAUAGCUCAAAAAUAGGUAUUACACAAGUUGUCCACACUGCUAGUCUUGAUACUUUGCCUACUGUGGACACUCGCUUUGGAAAAUGUCCAGUUGGAUCAUAUGGAUCAUACCAGCUAUCCUUCACAGAGUCUAAUUUCUCUUACAUAAGCUCGUUUGAUGGAUCUCAAGAGGUUGCUCACUGCACAGCAACUGAAUUCCCCGCUUACCCCUCUUUUCCUUUGGAUGAAUGUAAUGGCUCUUUAGUUCCACCAGACAAUCUAACUGAGAAAGAGCAGGAACUGCUAAGGAGUCUUAAUGUAAAUGUUAUCAAGGCCAACAAAAUAGAAGAAAAGACAAGAGAGCAGGCGGAGUGUGUGGAAUGGAUGCAAGAACGCAAAAACAGAUUUACAGCAUCUAACUUUGGGAAAAUUUCAAGGAGGCAAAGGAACCAUAAGAAGUUUGUUGAAGAUCUUUUGGCGCAAAAACCGAUUUCUGCUGCGGCAUUGGAACAUGGCAAAAAAUAUGAACCAGUGGCCUUAAAAGAGUACGAGAAAUAUCUGCGUAAAGUGGGAAAGCCUGUUAAGGUACUCAAAAGUGGUCUGUUUGUGUCACCUAAAGUUCCAAUUUUAGGUUGUUCACCUGAUGCUAAAGUCAUUGACUUGAGCUGCAAAGACAGCUUUGGAAUUGGGGAAGUGAAAUGUCCUUCUUCUAAAUUUAAUGUUACACCCCUUGAUGCUUGUGACGACCCUGGCUUCUUCAUGGAGAAGAAAGAUGGAAAACCCACAUUGAAAAAAGGACAUGUCUAUUACGACCAAGUACAAGGACUUAUGGGACUAACUGGUGCCCAGUGGUGCGAUUUUAUUGUUUAUACAAGUAAAGGACUUAGUGUGGAGAGGAUCAAGUUUGAUCAAGAUCACUGGGAUACCCUCUGCGAGAAACUGUGUGAUUACUACUUUAAAUAUUUCCUUCCUGUAGCUGCUCUGUAG